Messenger RNA from Paramacrobiotus metropolitanus, 2185 nucleotides. RefSeq lists its product as uncharacterized. The record is from RefSeq and is a predicted model, not a curated record. Bases 192 to 1259 code for a protein of 355 amino acids. The transcript is spliced from 3 exons. Lineage: Eukaryota; Metazoa; Tardigrada; Eutardigrada; Parachela; Macrobiotidae.
UUAACAAGAACAAUACUCCAUCUGUACCGUUUAAAUUGCAGCCGAGUACUGCUGUCGAUAUGAGAAUAAUACUAUGUACUUAGUUCUCAAACCAAACAUUUAACCACACUUCUGUUGCUUUGUUCGCCGUCCGCGGAAGUGCACUGCAGCGAAAAAUAUUUUUUGCUGAUUUUCAGGAAGAAAAUGUACAUAUGUUAAUUGCUGAUAUCCGAAGGCAGCAGAGAAAUUUAUUGUUACAUAAGGUACCAUCAAAGAUAUCUGGCCAGUACACAGUUGUAUCGAUGUUUCAGUACAGUAAGCCCAAGGCAUACUACGAGUCCAACUUCCUCCCGUGGCAGACCGCUAGCUCUUUCCCACAGCACGCCACCGCCGCGAGCUUUGUCCCCAACGGCUUUGCAUGCUCUUCGUUGGGGCCCGCGGUGUCCCUCGUACAUGAGCGCUAUAGGUUUCGCCCUAAGGCGGAACCACCACCACCGGAAGUUAGUCCCGUGUACGCGCCAGUGGAUAACUAUAGCGUAGACUCAUACUGGCCGCACGUGAUCACCGCCCCGGCGCUUGCGUCGGCGCCGCAGUAUAAUACACCCGUCUAUGCAUUACCCGAGCAAACGCCACAAUCAAGCCAUCACGAAACGGCGAAAAAGGUCAACGUAAUCUUACCGGAAUGCACAAAGGUCCCGCCGCCUCCAUUGGGUGUCGUCCCCGCGCCGCCGGCGCCCCCUCCUCUUCCCAGAACGCCGAAAGGGCAAAGUCCUCCCCACCAUAAGAAAAAGCAAUCAGGGCGCUCACGCGGCAGAAGCCGGUCGCGCAAUUGCGAGAAAGCGACCACGCUAGCUCCUGUUACCCGUGACCUUUGCAAUAGGUCGACGGGAGUGGAGACGACGCUAAAGGUCACAAAGGCGUUGUUAAAGAAGGGCAGCACGUUGUUGUCGGGGAAGACAGUAACGAAGGCAAACUUUGUGCCGCCGCAGGGCGAUUCGCUGCACAUUGACGCCACCCUGGAGACCAAUGAGAAUCCGCCCUAUUGGAACCGCUACGUCAUGCGCCGACCGAAAUUGAUCUACACUGAGCGCACAUGCUGGCCGGAGGGAGUACCGACGGACAAUGAUCCGCGCUAUGCGGUGUUGUGUGCGCGACUGCAGUGGCGCCGGCAGAAUUCUAAAGUGUUGUAUGAUUCGGUGCUGGAUUGCAGUGCUGGUGUGGUGGAAAAGGGAGAUAUGACCGGCAAAAGGAAAUCGCGUUUUGAUAUGAAACCUGAUUAAUUUUGGUGGUUUGCCAUGGUUAAUCAGGUUGGAUUGGCUGUUUUGAACGAUAUUCCCCAGCGACUGGAGGUACUGUUGAUACUGCAGUAGCUGAUUGGUGUAGGCGUUGGCCAGCACCGACUGAUAGGCAGCGUAGGGAUUCACCGACACCAGCGGCCCCGUCGGCACCCCGUAAACGACGCCGGAGGGAGGAGGCUGCCCCCCGCCCGGCACCGGAACCGGCGGUGAAAUGCCGGCGUUAUUGCAGUUGGAGGUCAGCACUACGGGCACCGUGGCGGUUUGACCCGAGAGGGCAGUGGCCUGGAUGACCAAGCGCUGGGAGCCGGCAGGCGGAACGGUGAGGAUGGCUAUCUGUCCAGUAUUCUGGUUGAUGCUGUAGAACUGACUGCCGCCGAUGAUGUUGUAGACUACACCGGUGCCACAGGAAGAUGCCGACACCUGUCCCACUGGGGUGCCCACGGUGCAGGCUACGUGAAAAAAGCUGAGGGAUGGCGGGAAUACCGGGCCGGCAUCCACGGUAAAGACGGUGACCGGUGCAAUGAACGUCUGGCCGGUGGAGGUCACCGCCUGCACGUUGAAGGAUUGUGGACCGGUCGGCGGGGCCUGGAGGCUGGUGAUUUGCCCGGUGACGGAGUUGACGGUGAAAAAGGGACUUCCAGGUGGCUGGAUGGUGUAGACGGGAUUGUUGCCCAGACCAGAAAGGUUAAGGCUGUUUAUUACUGCACCGUACCAGGAGGCGGUGGAUUACUGAUGGUUAUCUGUCCAUUGACGAGAUUUAUCGCAAAAAACGCGUUACCACCUUGUAUGGAGUACCUGGAACAAAGCGCAUUUAUACGAGUGCUACGAGUAGGGUGCGAGCUAUCAGCAGUCUAAUGCGUACUGCAAUCCGUCGCCAAAGAACUGUGCGGAAACGGUGCCCACCACCG